UUCAGUGGGCCUGAGAAGAUGUGUUUCCCCUGGAUAUGCACAUUCCUGCUUGUGGCUUAUCGCAUCUCGUUUAUUCUGUGUGAGUAGGUAGAAAAUGAGCAUCACGGACGUGCUCAGUGCUGACGACAUUGCAGCAGCCCUCCAGGAAUGCCAAGACCCAGACACUUUUGAACCCCAAAAAUUCUUCCAGACGUCAGGCCUCUCCAAGAUGUCAGCCAGUCAGGUGAAGGACGUUUUCCGGUUCAUAGACAACGACCAGAGCGGGUACCUGGAUGAAGAAGAGCUUAAGUUUUUCCUCCAGAAGUUUGAGAGUGGUGCCAGAGAACUGACCGAGUCAGAAACCAAGUCCUUGAUGGCUGCUGCGGAUAAUGACGGAGAUGGAAAAAUUGGAGCAGAGGAAUUCCAGGAAAUGGUGCACUCUUAAAAGCCCCAGUCUCUGGAGAAAAGAGAGAAAGGAAUAAUCACCUGGAAGGACUCCAAAGCCCUGGGAAUGGGGAACCCCACAUCCUACCCCUACCUAAUUUGUUAAUUUCCCCGGAAACCUUCUGCAGUUUGCUCAUUGUUUCAGCGAGGUCAUGAGAGAGUCACUCAUGACUUUCUCCGUGGUGGAUAUGCCCUGACGACUUCUGUAAGCCCCCAUCCCCCGACAGGCAAUGCCUCUAAAAAUCACCCAAUAAAGGCAGGCUUCUCAU
Molecule: messenger RNA, 692 nt
Organism: Rhinopithecus roxellana (golden snub-nosed monkey)
Lineage: Eukaryota; Metazoa; Chordata; Mammalia; Primates; Cercopithecidae
Gene: OCM
Product: oncomodulin 2
Exons: 4
Coding region: 95-424 (109 amino acids)
Cellular component (GO): nucleus; cytoplasm
Molecular function (GO): calcium ion binding
Source: RefSeq, a predicted model, not a curated record